AUGGAUAAAAAGGAGCUAGAGCGCAGAUUAAGCCUUUCACUUGAACCAGAUUUUUUCUCUCACUCUUUAAGGCCAGUUUUUUGUGACCCGCCUAUCCUAUAUGACCGAGAAGGCAAACUCCGAGGUGCCGAUAUCAGAGAAAUUUUAUCAUUUAAAGACUCAACAAUUACGAAUCUGUGUAGCUAUUCAGCUACCGACGAAGAAUUCCGCUUGGAACAUGUAGAAAAUAACGUAAUUAUCAAGUGUGAAGGCCCAGCAGAUGGGCAGAAAUUCAAAGUGAAAUUUAUUGAGCAACCUUUUAUUGAAGAUGGAAUUAAUUAUUUAGGGAAAAUUGAAUUUCAAGGCAAAAAAGGCAGAAAAGUUAUGAUAAGAGUGCCUGGGGAAAGAACUUAUGACCCUGCUUCUCCUGAAAAUCCUAUAGUGACAGCUGAUCAGUUCAGGUUUUUAAUAUCAAUAUUAAUCGCACAAGUUAUUGCAGCAAUGAACGGCGCUGACCAAGAUUUAAUUUUAAAAAUAAUGCAGACUUCUAAGCACUGCCACAAGCUGCAUAACAGAUAUUUACUACAAAAAUACCUGACUUCGCAAGUUGUUAGCGCGUUUUAUGAGGGAGAAACUCAAGAAAGCUAUGGAGAAUUUUUAUUGAAAAGUCUAGCUGAUGGGCAGCCAAACUUGGAUCCGACAAGAGAUUUUUACCAAAUUAAUUAUUUAGAGCUAGAAGCAAAAAAAGUCGGAGGCCAUAUGAGAGGGGAAGAUGUUUUGCCAGCACAAAAUGGUUUAUUAAAAAAAUAUUUAAGAAAAUGAACCUAUAUGGCGUUAAGCUAAUAGGCUUAAGAAUUUAUAUGCCUAGGCAUAAAUAACAUCCAAAUUUUUUUAAAAUAAAUUUUUUCCCCACAAAACUACUUGAAAGAAUUAUUAAAGAGAUACGAGGACCAAUUAAGACUUGAGCAAAGUGAGCCAACCAUAGCACUAUUAAUAACAAUUUCCGGAAGAUUUGAGUUUUCAGCUUAUUUAGGAGUGAAUCAUUUAGAAAUAUACUUAAAUAAAGAAAUGCUUGCAAGAAUUAACAGCUUUCAAGGUAUAGGCAUGAAAUCAAUAAGAGACAGAAUUUCAAAACUUGAGCAAAGCUAUGAUAUUCAGUUUAAACUUGCUUUAAAAAGAAGAGGAAUAAGGCAAAGAGCUGUAGAAGAGAACCAGAAAAGUGACUGCAGCAUCUUUUAG
Blepharisma stoltei is the source of this 1218-nucleotide messenger RNA. The record is from the annotation of a GenBank genome assembly. Lineage: Eukaryota; Ciliophora; Heterotrichea; Heterotrichida; Blepharismidae.